This is a messenger RNA of Sciurus carolinensis (gray squirrel), 1598 nucleotides long. RefSeq names its product carbohydrate sulfotransferase 4 (gene Chst4). Bases 112 to 1299 code for a protein of 395 amino acids. Gene Ontology annotation, cellular component: Golgi membrane. The transcript is spliced from 2 exons. The record is from RefSeq and is a predicted model, not a curated record. Gene Ontology annotation, molecular function: N-acetylglucosamine 6-O-sulfotransferase activity. Gene Ontology annotation, biological process: protein sulfation; N-acetylglucosamine metabolic process; carbohydrate metabolic process. NCBI's taxonomy places the organism in Eukaryota, Metazoa, Chordata, Mammalia, Rodentia, Sciuridae.
CGUCUCCCCACCCCUUGAGUCUCACUGGUGUUUAAGUUAUUAGUGUCACAGCUUCUGGGAGCCAGUGGUUCCUCCAACCUGUCUGUCUGUAAGGUCAUCUGCUUCAGCACAAUGAUACUGCCUAAGAAAAUGAGGCUCCUGCUGUUCCUGGUUUCCCAGAUGGCUAUCUUUGCUCUCUUCUUCCACUUGUAUGAGCACAGCUCCCCGUUUAGAAAGGAGGAGCCCAAGCCUGUGCAUGUGCUGGUCCUGUCUUCCUGGCGUUCUGGCUCUUCUUUUGUGGGGCAGCUUUUUGGGCAGCACCCAGAUGUCUUCUACCUAAUGGAGCCUGCCUGGCAUGUGUGGAUGACCUUCACCGAGAGCACUGCCUGGGGGCUGCACAUGGCCGUGCGGGAUCUACUGCGCUCUGUCUUCCUGUGUGACAUGAGUGUCUUUGAUGCCUACAUGAAACCAGGUCCCCGCAAACAGUCCAGUCUCUUCCAGUGGGAACAGAGCCGGGCCCUGUGUUCCCCACCUGCCUGUGACUUCUUCCCUCGGGGGGAGAUCACCUUCCAAGCUCACUGCAAGAUUCUGUGCAACAAACAGCCCUUCAACCUGGUGGAGAAGGCCUGCCGCUCCUACAGCCACGUGGUACUCAAGGAGGUGCGCUUCUUCAACCUGCGGCCCCUCUACCCACUGCUGAUAGACCCUUCCCUCAACCUGCACAUCGUGCACCUGGUCCGGGAUCCCCGGGCGGUGUUCCGUUCCCGAGAACACACCACAGCAGAACUCAUGAUUGACAGUCAUAUUGUGAUGGGACAGAACUUGAAAAACCUCAAAAAGGAAGACCAUCCAUACUACACGAUGCAAAUCAUCUGCAAAAGCCAACUGGACAUAUACAGGGCCAUCCAGUCCCUGCCCAAAGCCCUGCAGCAGCGCUACUUGCUCAUACGCUAUGAGGACCUGGUCCGCGCCCCACUGGCUGAGACUUCCCGGAUGUAUGAAUAUGUGGGGUUAAAAUUCUUGCCCCAUCUCCAGAAUUGGGUGCAUAACAUCACCCAGGGUAAGGGCAUGGGGGAGCAUGCCUUCCACACAAAUGCCAGGAAUGCCCUCAAUGUUUCCCAGGCUUGGCGCUGGUCCUUGCCUUAUGAAAAGGUUUCCCGACUUCAAGAAGUCUGUGGCGAUACCAUGGAUGUGCUGGGCUACCUCCAGGUCAGAUCCAAACAAGAGCAGAGCAACCUUUCCCUAGACCUUCUAUCUACCUGGAAACCCUCUGAGCGAGUCUACCAGAGUGAAGAAGGCUCUGUCCCCACCUGGUCCUAGCCUCAGCCACAUUCUCUGAAUGCUUCUGAGCCAUAACUGUGUCUCUGUAAUUGUGCACAUUGAGUAAGUUGUGCCCACACAUGCCUCAGCAGAGGAAUCUGUGUGCCAAUUCUCCUGUCUAGAAAAGAGACUCAGGGACUUUACGUGAGCAGCAUAUUCUGCCAAUGAAACAGAGGAUUGCCUCUCUUCUCUCCUUGAUCUUCCUAUCUGUGAAUACCUCAGAGACUUGGUGGCCUGGAGGCCUAUUAGACACCAAACAGUAUCAGUGGAAUAAAUCGAUAAACCUCCCUGUUCACAUC